AUGCGUCGGGCGUGGUUGCUGACGCUGUUGGCGGUACUGGUAGCACACGUGGCCGCACGACCCUACGUCCUCGUCAGAAGGUUCUCCAUGCCGGGCACCGUCCUCCAGAGAGUCCUGGCCUCGGAGAAGGCGCCCGCAUUGUUCCGCAUCCGCAAGUCCAUUCCGGACGGCUACUUCACCGAGUUCGCCGUCGACGACGAGCACAUGGACCGUCAGAGGAGAGGUCAGCCGAUCGCCGACUACACCGACGAGUUUUCUGCCGACCCAUUCGAGGUUUGAACUGGGUAAUUUAGUUCUUAUGGAUCAUGUUCUUUUGUAACGACUUAUGAGGGACUGAGAAAAUUUUUAGUGGCCACUAUAGUAGUCAAAUUAGUGGCCACUUGAGGGGUUAAAACUUAGUGGCCACUAUAAGUGCUACUACUAGACCACUAAAAAUUUUAGUGGCCACUUUAGGGGUCAAUGGAUCAACAUAACUGUUCCUAUAUGCUUGUUUUAAAAUUAUCAGAGUUACUGGAAGGAAUAAUGGAUGAAAAACUACUGAAGCGGCCACUAAAUAAAGAACCUCCAUAGUGGACCCUAAAACGGAAAAUAGUGGCCACUAUAGAGGUAGAUUUAGUAGCCACUUUAGUGUCCUCUCCAAGUAGUCCUUCGCGAACCUCUAUAGUGGCUACUAAAAAUUUUCCCAGGAAGUUUUCUUAAAUUUAUUUUUGUAGAUAUAUAUUUUAAAAGUUCGCGUUCAACACAGAAUUAGAAAAUUUCAACUUUGAGUAUCCAUACCUCCUAGAAUAAAAUUUUGCGAAAUUAGCCACUAUGGCGAUCUCCUUCUACACCAUCUGAAAAAAUUCUAAACUUAAAACAAAUGUUCAAUGUUCAGCUGAGAAUUCUGCAAGUGUCAACCUGCACAACUCGUUAUUUUUUGCCUAGAAAACCAAUUUGCAAACGCCCUCAGAGGUGUCGGUUCUCGAAUUUCUGUAGAUUGACACUUCCAGGAACUCAGUCUUAUACUUCAACGAGUAUUUCCAUGUUGUCAAAAUUAUCCAUUCUGUGAAUAGUUUCUAUAUAUAUAGUCUGUGUACCGCGAAUUGGAAUUUCACCGAACGACAUUCCGCUGUUCCGCUGCGUGCGUUCGCGAAGCGUCUUUCUAAUCUGAAUCGCGCUUUCAGUUUAUUUUUAUUGCUGUGGGAGCAUAUGAAAGUAGAGUACCUUGAAAAAAGAAAAAAAAUUUAAAAGCGCGACCAAGGUUCGCAAAGGCGCGCAGCGGAACAGCGUAAUGUCGUUCGGUGAAAUUCCAAGUCGUGGUACACAGGCUAUAUAUAGAAACUAUUCACAGAACGGACAACUUUGACAACACGGAACUCGUUGAUGUAGAAGAUUAAGUUCUUGGAAGUGUCAAUCUGCAGAAAUUCGAGAACCGACACAAUAUAACCCCGAACCGUAGUUUGACGUGCCUGUCAAGAAAAUGAAGUAGAUUGCAGAUCCCACGACAUCCGAUGAGGAAACCUCGCUGA
This is a messenger RNA of Caenorhabditis auriculariae, 1508 nucleotides long. The record is from the annotation of a GenBank genome assembly. Lineage: Eukaryota; Metazoa; Nematoda; Chromadorea; Rhabditida; Rhabditidae.